Tupaia belangeri chinensis (Chinese tree shrew) is the source of this 2684-nucleotide messenger RNA. RefSeq names its product SRY-box transcription factor 7 (gene SOX7). Gene Ontology annotation, cellular component: nucleus. The transcript is spliced from 2 exons. Lineage: Eukaryota; Metazoa; Chordata; Mammalia; Scandentia; Tupaiidae. Gene Ontology annotation, molecular function: DNA-binding transcription activator activity, RNA polymerase II-specific; RNA polymerase II cis-regulatory region sequence-specific DNA binding. The annotation marks the transcript as partial. Gene Ontology annotation, biological process: positive regulation of transcription by RNA polymerase II; cell differentiation. The record is from RefSeq and is a predicted model, not a curated record.
GCCGCUCCCCGCCCCCCAGGGGACAAGGGCUCGGAGAGCCGUAUCCGGCGGCCCAUGAACGCCUUCAUGGUGUGGGCCAAGGACGAGAGGAAAAGGCUGGCGGUGCAGAACCCGGACCUGCACAACGCCGAGCUCAGCAAGAUGCUGGGAAAGUCAUGGAAGGCGCUGACGCUGUCCCAGAAGAGGCCUUAUGUGGAUGAGGCGGAGCGGCUGCGCCUGCAGCACAUGCAGGACUACCCCAACUACAAGUACCGGCCCCGCAGGAAGAAGCAGGCCAAGCGCCUCUGCAAGCGCGUGGACCCCGGCUUCCUCCUGAGCUCCCUCUCCAGAGACCAGAAUGCCCUGCCGGAGAAGAGAAGCAGCGGCCGGGUGGCAGGGGAGAAAGAGGACAGGGGUGAGUACUCCCCGGGCACUGCCUUGCCCAGCCUCCGGGGCUGCUACCACGAGGGGCCCUCUGGUGGCAGUGGCACCCCGGGCAGUGUGGACACGUACCCGUAUGGGCUACCCACGCCCCCGGAAAUGUCUCCGCUGGACGUCCUGGAGCCGGAGCAGACCUUCUUUUCCUCUCCCUGCCAGGAGGAGCACGGGCACCCCCGCCGCAUCUCCCACCUGCCAGGGCCCCCGUACUCACCCGAGUAUGCCCCCAAUUCCCUCCACUGCAGCCACCCCCUGGGCUCCCUGACCCUCGGCCAGACCCCUGGGGUCUCUAUGAUGUCCACUGUACCUGUCUGUCCCCCAUCUCCUGCCUAUUACUCUCCUGCCACCUACCACCCACUCCAUUCCAAUCUCCAUGCCCACCUGGGCCAGCUCUCCCCACCUCCCGAGCACCCUGGUUUCGACGCCCUGGAUCAGCUGAGCCAGGUGGAACUCCUGGGGGACAUGGAUCGCAAUGAGUUUGACCAGUAUUUGAACACUCCUGGCCACCCGGACUCUACCACAGGGGCCAUGUCUCACAGUGGGCACGCUCCAGUCUCUCAGGUGACACCAAGUGGCCCCACAGAGACCAGCCUCAUCUCCGUCCUGGCUGAUGCCACAGCCACGUACUACAACAGCUACAGUGUGUCCUAGAGCCGGAGGCUCUAGGUCAGCCCAGCCGCGCUGCCCUGUCCUUCCCAUGCACUGAGCAGGGCAGAGAGAUGACGCAGUCAUGGGCAGGGAGUUCCGAGUGGCCCCACGCCUUCAUCCUAAAGCUGGUACCUGGUGCUAGUGAUCAAGGGCCCCUGGCCCCCUGCCACCGGGCCACUCCCUGUACCUGCAUUCUGACUGUAUUCCUUCAAGCGAAUUCCCACCUGCUCCAUCCUGGGAAUAAGGCCAUCCAGUCGCUGAGAGGUGCUGUCUCCUACCCAGGAGAAUCUUCGCUGACCUCUCCUUGUCUCCAUCCUUGAAAGAAAAUGUAAAGCCAGCAGUGUUCAGACCUCUCCUGCUCUGGCCCAACCACAUGGAGUACAGCCGACCUAGUCUUCGAGUCCUCCACAUAGGAAGAGCCCUGGGCCGGGACCCGGGGGCCUGGGAUCCAGUCCCAGUUCUGCUCCAGACGUUGAUGAAACCCCAACACUCCUCUCCUUGCCUUCCAGCCCAUUCCUCCGUCUGCGAACAGAGGGACAGACUUGAUUGCCAAGGUUCCUUCUGCUCCACGGCUUUCUGGUUGGGGAUUCUCUCAAGGUUAGCUAAGUGAGAAUGAGAAAUUGGACUCAUUAAUGAACCCAUGAACGUGGUAGCUCCAUGCGCAGGACCCAAGGACACGAUACCCUUUGCACUCUCUCUACCCUCCCUUCCAAAUCACCAUCGAAUUCCGGAAGGACUGUCCUUUUCCAAUUGAAAAACAUUCACUCUGAUUUGGGAAAUUAACCAGAAUGGUUGACUGCAUCACUAAAAAUGAGAUUGAACUUCAACUUUUUAAAAAUAUAUUUUUAAGCUAAGUUUCAUUUUAAUUACACAUGCACUUCAAGAGAGUCUACACAGUCUGAAAUACACAGUGAGUGUAGGAAGAGACACCCCUUCCCAUUGACGUACACCCUCAAAUGCAUAUCUGUGCCACCCGAAUCAGAUUUUCUUACUAACGAUGGCGACUUCUCAUGAACUCCCUGCUCCUGACAUCCCGAAGAGCCAGCUACCUGAAGGGUCUACCUACAGGGUGCUACAGCCAAGCAGCGUCUCUUUCUUGCAGUCUGGCUGUUGACCUUUCCAGCACCAUUUCAGCACCACACUUUCCCCUCUGUAGUCGCAAAAGAUUCCUUCCUUCCCGUCUCCAGCUCCUUUUCCUGGAAUUUCUUUUCCUCUUCUUCCUUGCUCUCUCUCUCCCCCCAAAUUGGUCCCUAAUUCAAAGAGCCUCUAAUAUAAAAGUUCAAGCUAGAUUCCCCAACUACGAUGGGCAUUUGUUUUCCUCACCAGCCAGCUGGUCCUUCAGCGACGUUCUCAGCCAUCAUUUUAGAGCAACUUGCGGGCAAAACCUUCCUUACACCGACUUCCCCCAAAUCAGAAACUCACUGUGAUCCCAGACAUGUUUCUGAGUCCUGGCUCCACCCCCAAAACAUUUCCAUCCUCCCCCCAACGCUCCUUUGAAGGAACACACCUGACAGAGAGCUGAAAGACAGUUAUUUGUCUUUCGAUUUCAGCAUAUUAUUAUUGCCUUUAUGAAAUGUGUUUUAUAUAUCUUCCUAUUGUUUUCGCCUUCUAUUUUGUAU